UUUCCACCACCAAUUCACACCGGAGCAAAUCAGCCAAGAUGGUGAACGUACCAAAGACUCGUCGCACCUACUGCAAGGGCAAGGACUGCAAGAAGCACACCCAGCACAAGGUCACCCAAUACAAGGCAGGAAAGGCUUCUCUUUUCGCCCAGGGAAAGCGCCGUUACGAUCGCAAGCAGUCCGGUUACGGUGGUCAGACCAAGCCCGUGUUCCACAAGAAGGCCAAGACAACCAAGAAGGUCGUGCUCCGGUUAGAAUGCACACAGUGCAAGACCAAGGCACAGCUCGCGCUCAAGCGCUGCAAGCACUUCGAGCUGGGUGGUGACAAGAAGACCAAGGGUGCUGCGCUCGUCUUCUAGACGUGCUUUGCGUUCAUGUCUUUCUUACGGCGUACGGAAUGAGGGUCGAGUGGCUAGGCUUGUAGAGCCGGUUCGAGAACGAGAGGCUUGCAUCCUGCAUAAAUUCACGACGUUUCGUUCGACAUCCGACCCUUUGUCGAGUGACCUCAUAUGCUCGGCUCCUUUCAUAGAACUCUGCUGUUUCGCUCCGGGAUCAUUCACUGCCAUGAAUGGAGGCACUUCAC
Molecule: messenger RNA, 583 nt
Organism: Zymoseptoria tritici IPO323
Lineage: Eukaryota; Fungi; Ascomycota; Dothideomycetes; Mycosphaerellales; Mycosphaerellaceae
Product: 60S ribosomal protein L42
Exons: 4
Coding region: 39-359 (106 amino acids)
Biological process (GO): translation
Cellular component (GO): cytosolic large ribosomal subunit; ribosome
Molecular function (GO): structural constituent of ribosome
Source: RefSeq, a predicted model, not a curated record